AUGAUGAAUCCGCUUGGAUUCGACUUUGCGGCCACUGCAGCCGCCGUCUCGGCCGGGUCCUCAUCUACCGAGAGUGCAGCCGCUUCAUCCGCUCCAUCAACCGCCUCAUCAACAACAAUCGGCUCUGAUCAUCUACAACGGUUGGCCGCAAUGACACAGGGUGUCGGCAAAGAAGAUGGCGAAUCCUCAACCCCAACAGCUGAAGCCCUCAACUACGGUGCCUACAUGUCCGGUUACGGUGCUUGGCCCAACUAUUAUCAUCAAUUCGGACAGUUCCAGCCCCUCAACCCAGCGGCAACAUUUGGUGCUUGGCCCGGCUCCUAUUCAGCACCCCAUUGGCCGAACUACGAAGCCUAUUUAGCGCAAACAAAAAAGGGGCGCCAGACCUAUCAACGAUACCAAACAUCGGUGCUGGAGAGCAAAUUUCAACAGUCUUCUUACGUGAGCAAGAAGCAACGGGAGGAGCUCCGGAUCCAGACCAAUCUCACCGAUCGGCAGAUUAAAAUUUGGUUCCAGAAUCGGCGAAUGAAGGCAAAGAAAGAGAAGCAUCGGUUGGAAGAGAGUGGAGAUGCGGUGCCAUUAUUGCCGAAUACGCAACAGAAGCCGCAUGAUGGGACUGAUGAUGACAAGAAAUGGUGCUUCCCACUAGGACCCGGUGGAGCCCCGAACCCUUGGGGCCAAAUGGUCCCACCAAGCGCCUACGGUCAUCCUGCCUAUCCCCUUUGUCCACCGAAUCUA
Messenger RNA from Mesorhabditis spiculigera, 738 nucleotides. NCBI's taxonomy places the organism in Eukaryota, Metazoa, Nematoda, Chromadorea, Rhabditida, Rhabditidae. The record is from the annotation of a GenBank genome assembly.